UACCUUGCUACUGCCUUAUCGUUGGCGUGUUUAACCAAUAUUAUCUGCCUGCACUCUUCGGAACUGUUGAUCAACAUUAGCUGACCGCAUUCCUCGAAACUGACACUGGUCCAUGCCUAGUGGCAGCCAUUAAGGAAAUUGUAAUAACCAUUUUUUGCGAAAAUUGUGAUUUCAGCACGUUUUGAAUUAAAAUGAAAGUGAAGACAGUGUAGGUACUAUUCGAAAUGGAUGACACAGAAAGUACAACUACAUCAGCGGACGAAAAUACUGGUAACUUGUGCGAUAAUCCUACGAGAGACACGCUCGCGGAAGGUCUAUUGGGUCUUCUGAAGCCUACUGUAGAUCAACUCGACGACAGGGUGCGAGUUACUAGAAUAUCCCAAUUAGAAUUGAAACAACAAAUAGACAGCCUAAACGAAGAAUUACAGAAAGUGCGGGAGGCCCUUAACAAUCAUCCUGACUUGGACCCUUACGUUAAGAAGCUUAUCGCAUGUAAACACAAAGUCACUGUUGUACUCAAUGUGUUGCAGGCUUCACAAGAUCGAUUGAAUGAAAUAAGGCGUAUGGUGAACAAAGAGAAGAGUGUUCGACCUGCAGUCCAUAUAGAAUCACCCCAAGAGCCACAAGAACCUGAACAGGGGCGUAGUGGAGUUGUCUCACAGCAAGGAAGUAUCAACUGAUAUGGAG
Hyposmocoma kahamanoa is the source of this 687-nucleotide messenger RNA. RefSeq names its product SNAPIN protein homolog (gene Snapin). Gene Ontology annotation, cellular component: synaptic vesicle; BLOC-1 complex; BORC complex. The record is from RefSeq and is a predicted model, not a curated record. The transcript is spliced from 3 exons. The coding region runs from base 225 to 680 and encodes 151 amino acids. NCBI's taxonomy places the organism in Eukaryota, Metazoa, Arthropoda, Insecta, Lepidoptera, Cosmopterigidae. Gene Ontology annotation, biological process: endosome to lysosome transport; regulation of synaptic vesicle exocytosis; lysosome organization. Gene Ontology annotation, molecular function: SNARE binding.